Molecule: messenger RNA, 976 nt
Organism: Ixodes scapularis (black-legged tick)
Lineage: Eukaryota; Metazoa; Arthropoda; Arachnida; Ixodida; Ixodidae
Product: sulfotransferase ssu-1
Exons: 1
Coding region: 265-885 (206 amino acids)
Biological process (GO): sulfation
Cellular component (GO): cytoplasm
Molecular function (GO): sulfotransferase activity
Source: RefSeq, a predicted model, not a curated record
UCAGACUGACGGUUCAACACCGUCUGCUUUCGGUCCCAGAGGAUGAGGGAGAGAGACCGACCCGCCGCCCAGAUCAUCGAUGGCCACCGCUUGCCGGGAUCCUUCUCAGAAGAGGUCUACCGGAGCGGCCUCCGCUACCAGCCGGAGGAAAGCGACAUCAUCUUGGUCACCUUUCCCAAGUGCGGUACUCACUGGGUGCUGGAAAUCGUCAAGACGUGCUUCCGAGUCUGCAGGGGCGUCACGCCGGGAUGAAGCUUUCUUGAGAUGAAUGGUCUAGAAGGCAUUCUCAAGGCCCAGAGACCGCGAGUCAUCUUCACUCACCUGCCCUUUCACUUGGCAACUUUCUCGCCUUCCACUAAGUACAUAUACGUGGCCAGGAACCCUAAAGACUGUUGCGUGUCUUUUUACCAUCACACGAAGGCAAUUCCCAGUUACUGUUUCCAAGAUGGAAAUUUUCACGAGUAUUUUGAGCUUUUCGUCGAGGGCCUCACAGACUUCGGCAGCUACUAUGAGAACCUACUAUCUUGGUACGCAAAGAAAGACGAGCCGAACGUCCUGUUUCUCACAUACGAAUCGAUUCAUGCUGACACAAAGAAAUCGGUUCUCAAGAUCGCUGGUUUCCUGGACGACCAACUCGCUAAGGAGCUUGCGGAAGACGAAGCAAAAAUGACGGCUGUAGUUGAUGGUACGAGCGUGGCAAAGAUGAAAAAGGAUUGGGAAGUACAGUUCGUGAGGAAGGGCGUUGUUGGAGACUGGAGGAAUUACUUUUCGGUAGAACAGUCACGGCGAUUGGAGGAAAGGUUCUUCAAGGAAAUGGAGGGCACUUCUGUGCCAAGGCUUUGGGAUGGCGUGGACUGGCUUCUGGACCGCAAGGAAGUUGUUUAAUGUUUAUGACCCGGUAGCGUGCUCGAGCAGGAGUACUAAUGGUCCUGUCCCCACUUGCGCACCAAUAAACACAUUUCCUGUUGUAAUGUCA